AUGACAGACAAAGAGACUAUUAAAAUAUGUUUGGUUUGCGGCGAUAAAGCAAUAGGUACAAAUUUUAAUGUAAUUACUUGCGAGUCAUGUAAAGUAUUAUUCAGAAGAAAUGCUUUACAUUAUGAGUCAUUUAAAUGUCAAUUUGGAGACAACUGUAUCAUUGAUGUCUUGAGGAGAAGAUUUUGCAAGAAAUGUCGUUUAAAGAAAUGUUUUGAUGUGGGAAUGAAAAAAGAAUGGAUUCUUAACGACGACGAGCGUAAAGUCCGUCGAAAGAAGAUCGAAGAAAAUCGUAAAAAACGAAAGAUUUCUCAAAUAUCGCAAAGCGAUGCUUCAAAUUCAGACACAAAUAGUCAAAUGGAUACAGAAUUUAGUAAUAGUCUGCAGAUUCUGGAGAAAACCAGUGAUAUUGAUGUCAAUGACGAACGACUCAAUAAAGAAAUUAUGGAAAUCAAGAAUUAUAUUAAAAGUAAAGAAAUACUUGAAGUGUCUGAUAGUGUCUUCUAUAAGGCCGUCGAGUUUGAGUUUUCUGUUGUUAAUUCAAUGGCCCAACCGUUUGAUAAAAACAAUUUAACAGAUAUUGAGGCUAACCGUAUGUCUGAGUUAAUCAAUGCGACUCAAGUGAUGACAACCAUUAUGUCUACUCAUGUAAUGUCGGAUUACCAGAAAGCGGUUAUACAUGAGUUUCAGCAAAACAAAGUGCCUGAAUCGGCCAAUGAUAUCACUAAAUUGAUGGCAAUUCAAUUGGAGAAUAUGGCCAUCAAAACAGUAAAGAUGUGCAAAAUGUUGAGUGGAUUUAAAAUUCUGUGCGAAAACGACAGAAUCGCUCUUUUGAAGUACGGAUCCAUUGAAAUCUGUACCAUUCGGUCGGUCCUAACAUUUAACUUUGAAUCCGAGUACUGGACUUUUGUUUUGGAUAGCGAAAACUCUGUUGUCUUACAUCUGGAACUGUUAAAGCAAAACAAGAAAAAUACAUUUAUUAGUAAUAGAAACUUCUUGAAGAAGAUUGAGGCAGUUUGGGACUCGGAUGUUGUUAUCAUUGAUUUGUUGACUGCAAUAGUAUUAUUCAAUCCGGAACGACCUACUCUUCAACAUAAAGAGUUAGUCAAAUUACAACAACACAUUUACAUGUAUUUAUUGCAACGCUAUUUGAUGUCUAAAUACCGGUCGGAAUGUGAGGCAAAGUCAAAGUUUUUAAGGCUAUUAAACUGUUUGACAGAUUUGCCGAUUUUGAAUGAAAAGGUUGUCCAGAAUUGGUUGGAAGCGGACACCAAAAAUACAAUGCCUUUAAUGAAUGAAAUUUGUGACCAAAAUAAACCUAAUAUUAUGUCUUAA
This is a messenger RNA of Oppia nitens, 1332 nucleotides long. RefSeq names its product nuclear hormone receptor HR96-like. Gene Ontology annotation, molecular function: RNA polymerase II cis-regulatory region sequence-specific DNA binding; nuclear receptor activity; zinc ion binding. The transcript is spliced from 7 exons. The record is from RefSeq and is a predicted model, not a curated record. Gene Ontology annotation, biological process: positive regulation of transcription by RNA polymerase II; cell differentiation; negative regulation of transcription by RNA polymerase II. NCBI's taxonomy places the organism in Eukaryota, Metazoa, Arthropoda, Arachnida, Sarcoptiformes, Oppiidae. Bases 1 to 1332 code for a protein of 443 amino acids.